UGCCAGUUAGUCGACUUUCUCCCGCCUGUGAGCAAAGUGCACCUGGAAACUAUAUUUAUAUAUAUUAUCACUUUUAUUUCUUUAGUUCACUAUGUCCAUCAGUCGGAAGAACUGGUCGGCUCUGUCCAGCCUGGCACGCCAGAUGACGAUGGAGGACGAUGAGGAGGUGGAGAGGGAGAGGAGGAGGAGGGUAAAGAGCACCAGCAGUCCCGCCGACCCAGAAGCACCUCGAGACGCGCCCACCAGCGACAGCCCCUUUGGGACAGACUCCACAAGUGAGACGUCCCAGGGCCUCAGCAGCGGGGAGCAAACCCAGCUGGACUUUGUGGAGAUGCUGCGGGUUCGUGAUGAAAAGCGAAGGAUGAGACACGUGGAGACACUGAGGCGACAGAAGGAGGAAGAGGAGGAUGAAGCAGAAGCUAACAUCGGAGGAGGAAGAGGAGGAGGAGGAGAGGCCAGGGUGGAGCUCCUCUGGGAUGCGAAUGAGGAGCCGAGCAACGUGUGUCUCCCUGUGAGAAGCACAUCCAAACCACAACCACUCCCAAAACCAGCCCCUGACAGUCCCAGCAUCAGCAACACCAGCAUUGACAUCCCCAACAGACAACAUGAAAAUGGCCAGUCGCCGAGGGAAGACCCUGAUCCUACACCGGCGUCCACCCGACGUCGCAAGUUUGUCAGUUCUGUGUCCAUCUCACUCGACAAGAGUCCCUCCAUCAGUGGGCGCACCACUCCCAUGAGCCCUUGCUCCCCGACAGCCCUCCGGUCACCUCGAGAACACUGGCCCUCACCCUGUCAGAGUCCCUCACCCACGGGAGCUCAGGGCCCCACUCAGGAGGCAAACAAGGAUGACUCUUUCUCCAACGGCAACUCUGAACAGAAGACCAAAUCUCCUUUGGUCAGACAGAGUUCCAGGACUAUAUCUUUCAGGAUGAUGAGGAAGAAAGAAGAAGAUAGUUCACCCUUGCAGAGGAGUGCGAGUGUGAGGGUGGCCACCAAGAAGUUUGAAUCCAACACAGACCGAAAAGAAGAUGAAGACAAACCAUCGUCUUUCGAGAGAAACUCAAGACAGAGGAUUUCAUCCAGAUCCAUCCAGGAGAAGAUGGAAAAACUGGCCCAGGCUUCUCAGAAAUCGGACACAAUGCGAUCUCCAGAUGUGACGCAGAGGACCCUGUUCCUGCUGGAGGAGGUGUCCAGGAAGAGAGGGCUCUUUGAGAAGGAGCAGCAGGAGGCGGCUCCCGCCAGCCCUGGGGUCUCCAGACAGGGGUUUCAGAGCUACACGUCAGGAAUGUCGCACCGUAUCAACCGCUGGCUCGACAAGACCAAUCAAACUGGGCCUUCACACAGUCCCACUGACUUGAGACACGUGGACAUCAGCAGUAAGAGGAGUUUGUUUGAGAAUAAAGGAGAGGACAGUGUCUCAAAAGUCCACUCGAAAAAGUGAAGGAUGCUCAUUUAUAUUGUCCAACAGGACUGAGAAGAUGGUGAGAAGAGAUGAAGAGAGGUGGAAGAUGACUGAAUGACUUCUUCAAGCUUUAUAUGUUGUUUUGUUCUUCACUAAAGAACACAUGAGGGAGACAGGAAUUUAAAGUGAACUGAGUCGCAGCUUCACAGGACUGAAAAAAGAAGGAAUCUGCUUUUAAAGAUAGGCGUCAUGCUUUUUUGAACAGUGACUUUUAAAGUAUAAAUUUUAACAUUGAAUUAAAAUCGUAAGAGUCGGGAAACGGAGUAAAAGAGGAUGAGAAAAGAAAAAAGGGGCAGUGAUGUAUUUGUUCUAUUUGCUGUAACUUUCUCUAGUUUUUCAAGCACUUUAAACAGGUGAAGGUUUUAAAGCAAAUGAUGUUUAUUGAAUUACACUUGUAGGAACUUUAUCUGAUCUGCCAAAACAUAAUAUCCAUUGUGUUUGUGUGCCCUUCAGGGCAGGAUGGUGUCUGUCUAAGUAAUAAAAUGUUUUACUACA
This is a messenger RNA of Limanda limanda (common dab), 1957 nucleotides long. It is a transcript of the gene lad1, whose product is annotated as ladinin. NCBI's taxonomy places the organism in Eukaryota, Metazoa, Chordata, Actinopteri, Pleuronectiformes, Pleuronectidae. The coding region runs from base 92 to 1441 and encodes 449 amino acids. The record is from RefSeq and is a predicted model, not a curated record. Gene Ontology annotation, molecular function: structural molecule activity. The transcript is spliced from 14 exons.